Molecule: messenger RNA, 831 nt
Organism: Tupaia belangeri chinensis (Chinese tree shrew)
Lineage: Eukaryota; Metazoa; Chordata; Mammalia; Scandentia; Tupaiidae
Product: 60S ribosomal protein L14-like
Exons: 4
Coding region: 1-831 (276 amino acids)
Biological process (GO): ribosomal large subunit biogenesis; translation
Cellular component (GO): cytosolic large ribosomal subunit; ribosome
Molecular function (GO): RNA binding; structural constituent of ribosome
Source: RefSeq, a predicted model, not a curated record
AUGGUGCCCAGGGAGCCCUGGGCAGCGCGCGGUGAGGGUGUCCGGCAGGCUGUGUUCAGGUGCUUUGUGGAGGUUGGCCAGGUGGCCUACAUCUCCUUUGGCCCUCAUGCCGGAAAGCUGGUUGCAAUCGUAGAUGUUAUUGAUCAGAACCGGGCUUUGGUUGAUGGACCUUGCACUCGGGUGAGGAGACAGGCCAUGCCUUUCAAUCGCAUGCAGCUCACUGACUUCAUCCUCAAGUUCCCACAUAGUGCACACCAGAAGUACGUGCGCAAAGCCUGGCAGGAGGCAGGUAUCAACACAAAGUGGGCGGCCACAAGAUGGGCCAAGAAGAUUGAAGCCAGAGAAAGGAAAGCCAAGAUGACAGAUUUUGAUCGUUUUAAAGUCAUGAAGGCAAAGAAAAUGAGGAACAGAAAAAUCAAGAAUGAAGUUAAACUUCAAAAGGCAGCUAUCCUGGGAACCAGGAAUGCCACUGCAGCAGCUGCUGCUGCUGCCGCCAAAGUGCCAGCGAAGAAGGUAACAGUCGCAGGGAAGAAGGCCCCAGCCCAGAAGGCUCCUGCUCAGAAAGCUGCAGGCCAGAAGGCCGCGCCACUUCCCAAAGUGCAGAAGGGUCAGAAAGCUGCAGCCCAGAAAGCACCUGCACUGAAAGCGUCGGGCAAGAAAUCCGACACCCUGGCCAGGCCCAUGUUGACUUCAGGAAGCCUGUUUUUCAGGGAUCUCGCCCAGCUUUUGUCCAACAUUAGUUCUCAGGCCUGCAGCGGUGUUUCAUUUACAGGUGGAGAGGUGAAGAUCUGCCCUGAUGUCUCUACCCAAGGACAACCAACUCCCUGGUGA